Messenger RNA from Camellia sinensis, 726 nucleotides. RefSeq lists its product as uncharacterized. NCBI's taxonomy places the organism in Eukaryota, Viridiplantae, Streptophyta, Magnoliopsida, Ericales, Theaceae. The record is from RefSeq and is a predicted model, not a curated record.
AUGGCUAGAUACAAGCGUAACAAUGCUCUUAUGUGCCUUAUUUUCCGGUCAAGUUUGGAUGAGAUGGGCCUGAAAUGGUUCGAGAGACUAUCGGAGGAAAGUAAUGAAAGGUGGCAGCAAUUGGUGGAAGCGUUCGUAACCCGAUUCAAAACCAAAACCAAAACGCCGAAGGAAGUCGACCACCUUCUGAGCGUCAAGAUUGAACCGGGCGACUCCCUCAAAGCAUACAACGCCAAGUAUUGGGAAAUCUUCAACAAAAUCCUUGAUUGCCCAACCAACCUGGCAAUCACCCAAUACAAGCGCAGUCUUCCAGUCGGACAUAGACUGAGGGACUCACUCGCCAUGAACCAACUGACGACCAUGGAACUACUAAUACAACGCAUCAAUGAGUACAUCCGAGUAGAGGAUGAUGCUACCGCGGCCACCGCAAAGGCAAAUCCGAUGGCAACGGACAAAAGGGUGGUCGGAAAGGUUCACGCGGUCGGACAAAAGGCAAACCGUCCGAGCAACCGCAAAAUAGAAUCAAACCGAGGUCGUUGCAACCGGGGUAAGGGUCAUCGUAGUGACCAAGCUGACUAUUCCCGUGAUGCCGCAAAAGAUGCGAAGAGAAAGUUGAACUCCCGAACAAGCAUCACCACGGUUUUUAAAAUCUCAAUCUACCGUAUCGUCAGCGAAAUUUGUAACGAGCUGUACGUCCGGUUUCCAGCUAAGUUCGGCGAUGCAUAG